Messenger RNA from Pocillopora verrucosa, 4112 nucleotides. RefSeq names its product allene oxide synthase-lipoxygenase protein. Gene Ontology annotation, biological process: lipid oxidation; linoleic acid metabolic process; hepoxilin biosynthetic process. The record is from RefSeq and is a predicted model, not a curated record. Lineage: Eukaryota; Metazoa; Cnidaria; Anthozoa; Scleractinia; Pocilloporidae. Gene Ontology annotation, molecular function: protein binding; heme binding; iron ion binding.
UUUUAGGCCUUGUUCUCACUACUCUUUAUGUAGUGUUCUUAACUGUGAGGAUUGCUUCCAUAUUCGUUUCUUCAACCGCAGUUCACAUAUAUGAUUUUCAUAUAUUUACAGUCAUUUACGGGUUUCACCUUGUUGUGUAAGACCGCUGGUGAAUGAAUGGAGGCUUGGGUACAAGGCUAACCGUUAUGUUUAUUCGCUGUGAAACAUUGCAUGACGUAAUAUAUAUUUAUUUAGUUGGUUGGUCAAUAAAAACGAGUCAGUAUAGUGGUAGUCUGCCGCCUUUAUCAUCUGGAGCUGUCGUUAAGGUUAAUCAAAAUUCCGUCCAUAAUUCAUUAUGGCCUUUGUGGAAUAGAAACUGUAACCUCGCGUAUAGCACAAUGGGAAGUUGCGUCAGCUCACAAGAGGCUGUCGUCAUCUCUAACGAGACGAUACAGCCGGACAAGUCAGAAAAGUCUGGCAAAAAUGACAAACAGGACGAUGGGGUCGUUAUCAAAGCCAACACACCUUGGCGUAACCUUGGUUAUGAAGUCUACAAAGGACUUAUGGGGGAAGAAUUAUUCAGAGAGAAAGUUGAGGAAUUCGAAAAGCCUCUUCCUCCACCUGGACUUUUCGCUCAAAGCAGAAUUGCAUAUGAUACUACCAAACUCAAGUUAGUCUUUGGCGCGAUCGUUUUAGUUAAGGGACAACGAGCAACUCACCCAGUUGGAGUUGGAUCUGAGGGGAUUGCGACAAUUGUCUCUAAUCCACAAUUUCCAGCGUGUGAGUUUUUUACUCCUGGAACUACGUACCCAGUCUGCCUCCGUCACUCUACUAUCAAGUCCGUGGAUGACGUACUGACUGACUUUUGCGGCGGGGCGUUAAGGUUUGCCGGAAGUGAUGAAAUGGAUAGUCCGUGCGAUCUCAUUAUGGGGACUGGACCGACAACACCAUUAUGGAGUUCUCAGGCCAUAUUUGAUGCAGUAAGAGCCAAUAUCACAAAGGAUUUGAAAACUUAUUUGCUUCUCGGGCCUGAUCAUCUCAAAGCCAACAUUGGAGGUCUACGCCAAAAGCCUGAAUCCUUUUACGACCAGCGAUAUUACUCAGAAGUGAUUUUCGACUUCAAAGCAUUCGAUGAAGUGAAGCGUUACGUCAGAUUCCGGCUGCUGCCCACUGAUGGGCGACCAGAAACAGGCUUGUUGUCUGAGGAAGUCCAGUGGCAGCCAUGGAUAAAUGAAAGGUCACCCGAUGAGACUUUACCAAUGGACUACCUCAAGCGUGAGUACAAAGAGAGAGUUUCCAAGGGACCACUCGACUAUAAACUACAGCUGCAACUCCAUGAACCGAAGGAAAAUGAUCCUCCAACGAUCCUUCAAGUUGGGAGGGAAUGGGACGAGAAAACACAUCCAUGGCUUGAUGUGGCUGACAUCAAAAUGACGUCACUAUUGUCCCCGACGGCAACGGAACGCCUGAAAUUUAUUCAUAAAAAUCUUCCUGCCUCAAUUGGUGUUUUACCAGCCGUAUCUGUUGACGAUCCCAAUGUCGUUGUCCAAAUUCGUAAUGACGUGUACGUUUGGUCUCAGAAGCUACGUAAAAACAGAUCAAACAAGCUUGUCCCAGAGCACCUGACAUCCUAUCUUAUCCGCGUGGAAACUGGAGGCCAGUCUGGAGCAGGAACGGACGCUUCCAUUUCUAUUACAUUAACAGGCACCAAAGGAAAGACAGAUAUGAUUAAACUGGAUAAAUGGGGAAAUGACUUUGAGAGAGGAGACGUUGAUGAAUAUUCCGUUGAGGCAAUGGAUGUUGGCGAAAUUCUUAUGGUGCAUCUUCAUAAUGACCAAGGUGGUUGGUGGUACAAGAAUCCUGAUUGGUUCGUGAACAAGAUCGCGGUGAUAAGUUCCUCUCAGGAUGAGCCAUUUGAGUUUCCAUGUUAUCGCUGGGUGCUAUCUGAUUUGGUGGUAUUUGAAGGGAGAGCUACUCUUCCAUUCCAAGAGCAGCCAGAUGCCGUUAAAAACCAACGAAUUUUUGAAGUAAAAAAUCGCCAGGAGUAUUACAAAUGGGGAAAUCAGGAGGUGUACCAGGAACUUCCUGGUUAUCUUCAAGCAGCGACACAUGCAGAUAUUCCAAGGGAUUCGCAGUUCUCUGAUGAAGCUAGGAGCACCAUAAAGGAAGACAUUAAAAAAGCGAUUUUAAAACUCGGUCUCGGUUAUUUGAUGACACUUUUCGACAGCUGGGACAAUUUCGAUGAUUUUGAAAAGAUCCUUCAGAGCCUUAAUCGUGGUCGGCUGAAGAUAGUCGAAGAUGACCGAUGGAUGACCGACGAGGUAUUCGGGUCAAUGUUCUUGAACGGCGUAAAUCCGAACAUCAUCCAGCGCUGUGAGAAGUUGCCAAAAAAUUUCCCUGUCACUGAAGAAAUGGUGAAAAGCUGUAUGAAUCGAGGAACGACUCUGCAAGAGGAAAUGCAGGCAGGUCACGUGUACAUUGUUGAUUACAAGAUGCUUGAAGGAAUUCCAGAUAGAGAGGGCACUUACUCUACACAACCUCUGGGUCUGUUUUAUGUCAACGCUUCAGGCGACCUGGUUCCCAUUGCCAUUCAGUUUUUCCAGCAACCAAGCGACACCAAUCCAAUAUGGACUCCAAGUGAUUCUCAGUAUGAUUGGCUGCUGGCAAAGAUGUGGCUGCGUAGUGCUGACUCUCUAGUACAGCAGGUAAAUACCCAUCUACUCGAAACCCAUCUUGUAAUGGAACCAUUUGCUGUGGCGGUAUGGCGACAGCUGCCCUCGAUUCACCCUGUCUUUCAGCUCCUUUUUCCACACCUUCGCAGUGUGAUGGCGAUCAAUAACUUCCUUAGAACUGGCUUUGUAGCUGAGAACAAAAGAGCCCAAGAGAUCCUUAAGAAAGGUUUCAAGACUUUCAAGUUUGGUAUGCUUUCACUUCCCGACGCCUUAAAAGACAGAGGUGUUGAUGAUCCGGAGAAAUUACCCAAGUUUUAUUUCAGGGAUGAUGCCCUCUGUCUUUGGUCAGCCAUUACAUCUUUCAUAAAAGAGGUCAUCAUCCUUUAUUACAAGUCAGAUGAUGACGUCACCAACGAUAACGAGCUCCAAGCUUGGAUUAAAGAUGCUCAUGACAACGGCUUUUUAGCGGGGGAGGUCGGCGACGACCACGGAUGUCCAAACGGCCUUGAAACACGUAAUCAACUCAUUCAUGUGCUAACAUGCUUGGUGUUCACGUGCUCAUGUCAGCAUGCUGCAGUAAACUUUGGUCUGUUAGAUGUGGCAGGUUUUGUUCCCAAUGCUCCCUCGGUGAUGCGCCAACCGCCUCCUACGAAGAAAAACGAGACAACUCUCAAGUCCAUUAUGGACACACUGCCGAGCAAGUCCCAGGCUGCUCAACAAGUAGCGUUGGGUUACGUCUUUACACAAUUUGCAGAGGAUGAGCGUUAUAUCGGUGACAUUACACACAGCCUCUUGACUGGUGACGAGGAAGAUGCCGCCAUGACUCGUUUCCAAGUCGCUCUUCAAAAGAUCUCCGAUUCGAUCAAAGCCCGCAAUGAAUCAUUGGAAUUGCCGUACAUCUUCCUCUUACCCGAGAGAAUUCCCAAUAGCAUUGGUGUCUGAGGUUAAUAGACAAAAUUGAACAAUAAACAAUUUUGCAGAAGAAAUACGGCGCUUUUAAGCCCAUAAGUUUGUUGUGCGGUGUAUAUUGCAUUUGGCAUUGGCGUCAAAGACAUUAUCGCAUCUUUUUUUUGUUUCGUUUUUGUUGCUGUUGACAUCUGGUUUUGGCCUCUAGUUACAACAGUUCUCGAGGUUUGUUAUGUAGCUGUUUAUAAUUUUCAACUAUGCGUAAUUACACUUAUCCUGGUCUCAGUGUGGGAUCCAUGCUAUGUUUACCUUCCUUUCAGAGAAUAAUGUCGAAUUUUUCUUUGAAAGUGAAUAUAUUUAUCGCAAUAUUUACACGGAUAACAAUUACACAACAUUUUUUAAUUUUUUUUUAUUUUGCCUGCCUUGAUGAAUAGUUCUAUUUUUAUACAAGUUUUUAAACUCAAGUCCUGAUCAUAGAAUUUUUUCUAUGACAAAACGUUUACCAUUUAUUGCGUGACAGAGAAUUUAUAAAAAUAAACCUCCUUGAUAUUUUUA